GGCCGCGGGGGCUGCCGGGUAGGGCCUACGUGCGUUAAGCCGGUCCAGUGGAUGAGAAUGGCCUCUCCACGAGUGAGAACCUCCAGCUCUCGCCUGGCUUCCCCAGACAUGAGGGUAAGGCUUGAGGAGUGAAGUGGAAGCUGACCCUUUGUCUGUGCCCCCAGUGUUCCCACUGUCCUGUGCUGUGCAGCAGUAUGCCUGGGGGAAGAUGGGUUCCAACAGCGAGGUGGCGCGUCUGCUGGCCAGCAGUGACCCACUGGCCCAGAUCUCAGAGAACAAGCCCUAUGCAGAGCUGUGGAUGGGGACACACCCCCGGGGCGAUGCCAAGAUCCUUGACAACCGCAUCUCGCAGAAGACCCUAGGUCAAUGGAUUGCUGAGAACCAGGACUGCUUGGGCUCAAAGGUCAAGAACACCUUUAAUGGCAGCCUGCCAUUCCUCUUCAAAGUGCUGUCAGUUGAAACAGCCCUGUCCAUCCAGGCACACCCUAACAAGGAGCUGGCAGAGAAGAUGCACCUCCAGGCUCCACAGCACUACCCUGAUGCCAACCACAAGCCAGAGAUGGCCAUCGCCCUCACCCCCUUCCAGGGCUUGUGUGGCUUCCGGCCAGUUGAGGAGAUUGUAACCUUUCUGAAGAAGGUGCCUGAAUUCCAGCUCCUGAUUGGAGAUGAUGCAGCAACACAGUUGAGGCAGAGUGUGAGCUGCAACUCCCAGGCCGUGGCCUCUGCCCUGCAGAGCUGUUUCUCCCACCUUAUGAAGAGUGAGAAGAAGGUGGUGGCAGAGCAACUCAACCUAUUGGUGAAGCGGAUCUCCCAGCAAGUGGCUGCUGGAAACAACAUGGAGGACAUCUAUGGGGAGCUUUUGCUGCAGCUGCACCAGCAGUACCCAGGUGACAUCGGUUGCUUUGCCAUCUACUUCCUGAACCUGCUUACCCUGAAGCCGGGGGAGGCCAUGUUUCUAGAGGCCAACGUGCCCCAUGCCUACCUGAAAGGAGACUGCGUGGAGUGCAUGGCAUGUUCAGACAACACCGUGCGUGCUGGCCUGACACCCAAGUUCAUCGAUGUACCAACCCUGUGUGAGAUGCUCAGCUAUAGCCCCAGCCCCAGCAAGGACAGGCUCUUUCUCCCAGCACGGAGUCAGGAAGACCCUUACCUCUCAAUCUAUGACCCCCCUGUGCCAGACUUCACCGUUAUGAAGAUGGAGGUCCCUGGUUCGGUCACUGAAUACAAGGUCUUGGCACUGGACUCUGCCAGCAUCCUCCUCAUGGUGCAGGGCACAGUGACAGCCAGCACGCACACAGUCCAGACGCCGAUUCCCCUACAGCGUGGUGGGGUGCUGUUCAUCGGGGCCAAUGAAAGUGUCUCCCUGAAGCUCACUGUGCCCAAGGACCUGUUGAUGUUCCGUGCCUGCUGCCUUCUGUAGGGGCCGCAGCCUCCCCAGCGCUCUUCUGCCAGUCACCCUAAGUCCUGGCCAGCCUCACCUCCUCUGACCCACCCCAAAUUCCCUCCCCUGCUCUGGACUCCUUGGGU
This is a messenger RNA of Carlito syrichta (Philippine tarsier), 1527 nucleotides long. RefSeq names its product mannose phosphate isomerase (gene MPI). Gene Ontology annotation, cellular component: cytosol. The transcript has 8 exons. NCBI's taxonomy places the organism in Eukaryota, Metazoa, Chordata, Mammalia, Primates, Tarsiidae. Gene Ontology annotation, biological process: GDP-mannose biosynthetic process; carbohydrate metabolic process. The coding region runs from base 209 to 1420 and encodes 403 amino acids. Gene Ontology annotation, molecular function: mannose-6-phosphate isomerase activity; zinc ion binding. The record is from RefSeq and is a predicted model, not a curated record.